Varanus komodoensis (Komodo dragon) is the source of this 10709-nucleotide messenger RNA. It is a transcript of the gene DNAH17, whose product is annotated as dynein axonemal heavy chain 17. The record is from RefSeq and is a predicted model, not a curated record. Gene Ontology annotation, cellular component: dynein complex. NCBI's taxonomy places the organism in Eukaryota, Metazoa, Chordata, Lepidosauria, Squamata, Varanidae. The coding region runs from base 43 to 10671 and encodes 3542 amino acids. Gene Ontology annotation, biological process: microtubule-based movement. Gene Ontology annotation, molecular function: dynein light intermediate chain binding; dynein intermediate chain binding; minus-end-directed microtubule motor activity. The transcript is spliced from 63 exons.
GUUGGAGCAGAUCAAGGUUUUUUGGAAUUGGUAGAAAACCUGAUGAAUGAUAUCUAUGACACAGCUAAGUUUAUACCACGACUGGCAAAGCGGAAGCCCAGCUAUAAGUCGGACCUAGAAGAUACAGGAGACUUGAUAGAGAUGCGAGAAGAGGUUUCAAACCUUGUCAUCAGUGCUAUGAAGCAAGGUGAAGAAUAUGAGGAUUCUUUUGAGAAAUACUCGUACCUCUGGAUGGAUGAUCCACAAGAAUUCAUGCAGCGCUUCCUCACCUUUGGUCAUGCCCUAACACCCGAAGAACUGGAAUCUCAUGCAGAGGAAUACUUGCCUCAUGUCGCACCCACCCUGGAGCAAUUUCAGCUGCAGAUUGACACUUACGAAAAACUCUAUGAAGAAGUAUCCAAGUUUGAGAACACCAAAGUGUUUAAUGGUUGGCUGCAAAGUGACUGUCGUCCCUUCAAGCAAGCACUCCUGAACACCAUCAAGCGCUGGAGCCUAAUGUUCAAGCAGCACCUCAUUGACCAUGUCACCACCAGCCUUCAGGGUCUUGCCACUUUUAUGAAAGAAGCCAAUGCAGGCUUAACGAAACCAGUGAAGGAAGGUGACUAUGAUGGGCUCGUGGAAGUGAUGGGACACUUGAUGAGGGUCAAAGACAGACAAGCAGCUACUGACAACAUGUUUGAGCCCCUAAAGCAAACUAUUGAGUUGCUAAAACUCUAUGGGGAAGAAAUGCCUGAAGAGAUCCAUAUGCAGUUGCAUGAAUUGCCAGAGCAGUGGAACAAUACCAAAAAGUUGUCUUUCCAAGUCAAGCAGAAUGUGGCUCCUCUGCAAGCAAAUGAAGUUACUAUCAUCCGAAGGAAAUGCCAGCAGUUUGAGAUUAAACAGCAUGAGUUCAGAGAAAAAUUCCGAGUCGAUGCCCCCUUCACUUUUGCUGAUCCAGAUCCAUAUAAAUCCCUAAAUAAGCAACAAAAAAUGAUCACUAAUAUGGAAAAAGAGAUGGAAGCCCUAUCUAAAUCUGCAAGCUUAUUUGAGGUAUCUGUCCCAGAUUACAAACAGCUGAAGGCAUGCCAUAAGGAGGUUCGAUUACUCAAGGAGCUCUGGGAUAUGAUUGUCUUGGUAAAUGAAAGCAUUAAUGACUGGAAGACAACCAAGUGGAAGGAGAUUAAUGUUGAGCAGAUGGAUCUUGAUUGCAAGAAAUUUGCUAAGGAUGUGAGAGGUUUGGACAAGGAAAUGAGACCUUGGGAUGCUUUUGUAGGACUGGAUAACACAGUUAAAAAUAUGAUCACUUCUCUCCGAGCUGUGAGCGAGCUCCAGAAUCCAGCUAUCCGGGACAGGCAUUGGAAAGAACUCAUGCAGGCCACCCAGGUGAAGUUUACCAUGUCUGAUGAAACAACCCUGGCAGACUUACUUCAGCUGAAUCUUCACAAGUUUGAGGAUGAAGUUCGCAGUAUUGUAGACAAGGCUGUAAAAGAGUCAGGGAUGGAAAAGGUGUUAAAGGCUCUUGAUAGCACCUGGUCAACAAUGCAGUUUGAACAUGAGCCUCACCACAGGACUGGAACCAUGUUGCUCAAAUCUGACGAAGUAUUAGUGGAGACCCUUGAAGAAAAUCAAGUGCAGCUUCAAACUCUGAUGACUUCUAAGUAUUUAGCACACUUUCUUCAGGAAGUCUCCAGCUGGCAACAGAAGUUAUCUACUGCUGACUCUGUGAUUUCCAUCUGGUUUGAAGUUCAGAGAACCUGGAGCCACCUGGAGAGCAUUUUCAUUGGUUCUGAAGACAUUCGUAACCAGCUUCCAGAGGACUCUAAGCGUUUUGAUUCCAUCGACAAGGAUUUUAAAGCAUUAAUGGCUGAUGCAGUCAAAACCCCUAAUGUGGUUGAAGCAACAAAUAAACCAGGUCUUUAUGACAAGCUGGAGGCCUUGCAGCAAAGCCUGGCACUCUGUGAAAAGGCUUUGGCGGAAUACCUGGAAACCAAGAGACUGGCUUUCCCCAGAUUUUACUUUGUGUCCUCUGCUGACCUGCUGGAUAUUUUGUCCAAUGGCAAUGACCCUGUUGAGGUGUCCCGCCACUUGUCCAAGUUAUUUGAUAGCAUGGCCAAGCUGAAAUUCAAACUGGACGCCAAAGAGAAGCCUCUGAAGAUUGGCCUGGGAAUGUACAGCAAAGAAGACGAGUAUGUUGACUUUGACAAGGAGUGUGACUGUUCAGGACAGGUGGAGGUUUGGUUAAAUCGAGUGCUCGAGAGAAUGCAGAGCACCUUACGCAAGGAAAUUUCAGAAGCUGUAGUGACUUACGAAGAAAAGCCAAGAGAGCAGUGGCUCUUUGAUUACCCAGCACAGAUUGCCUUAACGUGUACCCAGAUUUGGUGGACAACAGAGGUUGGCAUUGCCUUUUCACGACUGGAGGAAGGCUAUGAAAAUGCAAUCAAAGAUUACAAUAAAAAGCAGAUUAACCAGUUAAACACAUUAAUUACUCUGCUCAUUGGGAACUUGAGCCCAGGAGACAGAAUGAAGAUUAUGACAAUCUGUACCAUUGAUGUCCAUGCCAGAGAUGUCAUUGCCAAGAUGAUUACAGCAAAGGUGGAAAGCUCCCAGGCUUUCACGUGGCAGUCCCAGCUGAGGCACCGAUGGGAUGAAGAGAAGAAGCACUGCUAUGCCAAUAUCUGUGAUGCUCAGCUCCAGUAUUCCUACGAGUAUCUUGGCAACACUCCACGGCUGGUGAUCACACCACUCACUGACCGGUGCUAUAUCACCCUGACACAGUCCCUGCACUUGAUAAUGGGAGGAGCCCCUGCAGGUCCGGCUGGCACAGGGAAGACUGAGACCACCAAAGACUUGGGCAGAGCAGUAGGGAUCAUGGUGUAUGUCUUCAAUUGCUCUGAACAAAUGGACUACAAGUCCUGUGGAAAUAUCUAUAAAGGGCUGGCCCAGACAGGUGCAUGGGGAUGUUUUGAUGAAUUCAAUCGUAUUUCAGUGGAAGUCCUGUCUGUAAUUGCUGUACAGGUCAAAUGUGUUCAAGAUGCAAUUCGAGCCAAAAAGAAGACAUUCAAUUUCCUUGGAGAAAUGAUCUCUCUCAUACCAACUGUUGGAAUGUUUAUUACCAUGAAUCCUGGCUAUGCAGGUCGUACUGAGCUGCCAGAAAACUUGAAAGCCUUGUUCAGGCCAUGUGCAAUGGUUGUUCCCGAUUUUGAGCUGAUCUGUGAAAUCAUGCUGGUUGCUGAAGGUUUCAUUGAAGCCAGGCUUCUGGCUAGGAAGUUUAUCACUCUCUAUACCCUGUGUAAGGAGCUGCUUUCAAAACAGGAUCACUAUGACUGGGGUUUGAGAGCUAUCAAGUCUGUGCUGGUGGUGGCUGGUUCACUGAAGAGAGGAGAUCCCGGCCGGGCUGAAGACCAGGUGCUCAUGAGAGCGUUGCGAGACUUUAACAUUCCCAAAAUCGUGACUGAUGAUUUGCCUGUUUUCAUGGGACUCAUUGGAGACCUUUUCCCAGCACUCGAUGUCCCAAGGAAGCGUGAUCUCAAUUUUGAAAAGAUCAUCAAACAGUCCAUUAUUGAGCUCAGGCUACAGCCCGAGGAGAGUUUUGUGCUGAAAGUAGUACAGCUAGAGGAGUUACUCCAAGUCCGUCAUUCCGUUUUUGUGAUUGGAAAUGCUGGCUGUGGCAAGUCCCAGGUGCUGAAAUCUCUGAAUAAAACCUACCAACUUACGAAAAGAAAGCCUGUAGCUGUCGACCUUGACCCUAAAGCUGUAACCUGUGAUGAACUAUUUGGAAUCAUUAAUCCAGCUACCAGGGAAUGGAAAGAUGGUAGGAAACACAUAAUUUCUCUCUUCUGGGCAGGCUUGUUUUCAACUAUCAUGCGUGAUCUGGCUAAUAUAACUCAUCGUGGGCCAAAAUGGAUUGUUUUGGAUGGAGAUAUAGAUCCAAUGUGGAUCGAGUCUUUGAAUACUGUGAUGGAUGACAACAAGGUUCUCACCUUGGCAAGCAAUGAGCGAAUCCCACUAAACCCCACCAUGAGGCUUGUGUUUGAGAUUAGCCACCUGAGAACAGCAACACCUGCCACGGUCUCCAGAGCAGGAAUCCUGUACAUUAACCCCGCUGACCUUGGCUGGAAUCCAGUGGUGAGCAGCUGGAUUGAGCGUCGGGAAGUGCAAUCUGAAAAAGCCAAUUUGAUGAUUUUGUUUGACAAGUACUUGCCUACAUGUUUGGAUAAGCUGAAGUUUGGCUUCAAGAAGAUAACCCCUGUGCCUGAAGUGACCGUGGUGCAGACUAUCCUGUAUCUACUGGAAUGCCUCCUGACACCAACAAACACUCCUCCAGAUUCUUCCAAAGAGCUGUAUGAACUCUAUUUUGUGUUUGCUUGCUUCUGGGCAUUUGGAGGAGCAAUGUUCCAAGAUCAGCUCAUCGACUACCGUGUAGAGUUCAGCAAAUGGUGGGUGAAUGAAUUUAAAACCAUAAAGUUUCCUUCCCAGGGAACUAUUUUUGACUAUUAUAUUGACCCAGAGUCAAAGAAAUUCAUGCCUUGGACUGAUAAAGUGCCACAAUUUGAGUUGGAUCCGGAUGUGCCACUGCAGGCCUCAAUGGUACACACAACAGAAACCAUCCGGAUUCGCUAUUUCAUGGAUCUGUUAAUGGCCAAGAAAUGGCCUGUGAUGCUGGUUGGGAAUGCUGGGACUGGCAAAUCGGUGCUGAUGGUGGAUAAACUGGACACCCUUAACAUGGAUGAUUUUAUAGUGCAAGCCGUCCCCUUUAACUUCUACACAACUUCAGCCAUGUUACAGUCUAUUCUUGAAAAGCCUCUGGAGAAGAAAUCGGGAAGGAACUUUGGUCCCCCUGGCACCAAGAAGCUCAUUUACUUCAUAGAUGAUAUGAACAUGCCAGAAGUCGACAAAUAUGGCACCGUGGCUCCUCAUACCUUGAUCCGGCAGCACAUGGACCACGGGCACUGGUAUGACAGAAACAAGCUGACACUAAAGGACAUUCACAACUGCCAAUAUGUUGCCUGCAUGAACCCAACUGCUGGGUCCUUCACUAUUGAUUCCAGGCUCCAGCGACACUUCUGCGUGUUUGCUGUGAGUUUCCCUGGGCAAGACGCCCUGAUGACCGUCUACAGCACCAUCCUAGGGCAGCACUUGGCCCUCCGGAAUGUCCCCAUGGUGGUCCAGAAGAUUCAUUCACAGCUUGUUUCUGCAGCUCUGGCCUUGCAUCAGAAAAUUACAUCCACCUUUCUUCCUACGGCCAUAAAAUUCCACUAUGUUUUCAAUCUCCGGGACCUCUCGAACAUUUUCCAGGGACUGCUGUUCUCCACACACGAGUGCCUCAAGAUCCCAUCAGACCUAGUGCGACUCUGGCUGCAUGAAGCUGAGCGAGUUUAUUGUGACAAACUCGUGGAGGAGAAAGAUCAAGAGAGCUUUGGCCGGGUCAUGAUGGCAACUUGCAAGAAAUUCUUUGAGGACAUGGGUGACAAUGUUGUCUUUGCAAAGCCCAACAUUUUUUGCCACUUUGCUCAGGGCAUUGGAGAUCCAAAGUAUCUGCCCGUUUCCAAUAUUCAGUCCCUGAACAAACUGCUUGUGGAAGCCUUGGACAGCUACAAUGAGGUCAAUGCAGUCAUGAACUUGGUGCUCUUUGAGGAUGCUGUCUCGCAUGUCUGCAGGAUCAAUCGCAUCUUGGAGUCUCCCAGAGGGAACGCCUUGUUAGUGGGUGUCGGGGGCAGCGGCAAGCAGAGCCUGUCCCGACUGGCUGCCUAUAUAAGCUCUCUGGAUGUAUUCCAGAUCACACUGAAGAAAGGCUAUGGAAUUCCCGACCUCAAGGCUGACCUGGCUUCCCAGUACAUCAAAGUUGCUGUGAAGAACACCCCCACCGUGUUUCUAAUGACAGACUCGCAGGUUGCCGAGGAGCAGUUCUUAGUUUUGAUCAAUGAUCUCCUGGCAUCUGGUGAGAUCCCAGGGCUAUUCCAGGAUGACGAGGUGGAAAAUAUCAUUGGCUCCAUGCGACCCCAGGUGAAAUCUCUUGGCAUGCAAGACACUAGGGAAAACUGCUGGAAAUUCUUCAUUGAGAAAGUCCGAAAACAACUGAAGGUGAUCCUGUGCUUCUCUCCUGUGGGAUCAACGCUGCGUGUUCGAGCAAGAAAGUUCCCUGCUGUAGUGAACUGCACAGCUAUUGACUGGUUUCAUGAAUGGCCCGAAGAUGCGUUGGUGUCGGUCAGCGCAAGGUUCCUUGAGGAGACGGAGGGAAUUGAGCAUGGUGUCAAGACUUCUAUCAGUCUGUUUAUGUCAUUUGUCCACAAAACUGUCAAUGAAAUGUCCAAGGUCUAUUUGGCCACUGAGAGACGCUAUAAUUACACCACCCCAAAAACCUUCUUGGAGCAGAUCAAACUAUAUCAGAACCUGCUGGCUAAGAAAAGAAGAGAGCUUAUUGCCAAAAUUGAGAGGCUGGAGAAUGGUUUGAUGAAACUCCAGAGUACCGCCUCACAGGUUGAUGAUCUGAAAGCCAAACUUGCUGUUCAAGAGCUGGAGCUCAAGCAUAAGAAUGAAGAUGCUGACAAACUGAUCCAAGUGGUGGGAAUUGAAACAGAAAAAGUGAGCAGGGAGAAAGCAAUUGCUGAUGAAGAAGAGCUGAAAGUGCAGGUCAUUAAUACGAAUGUAACAGAAAAGCAAAGGGCCUGUGAAACGGAUUUGGCCAAAGCUGAACCAGCAUUAAUUGCUGCUCAGGAAGCUCUGGACACUCUCAAUAAGAACAACCUGACAGAGCUGAAAUCUUUUGGGUCACCCCCAGAGGCCGUGGUCAAUGUGACGGCAGCUGUGAUGAUCCUCACUGCCCCAGGCGGCAAGAUUCCAAAGGACCGAAGCUGGAAAGCAGCCAAAGGCAUGAUGGGCAAAGUGGACACCUUCCUGGAUUCUCUGAAAAAAUUUGACAAGGAGCACAUUCCAGAGCCCUGCUUGAAGGCAUUCAAACCAUUUCAACAUGAUCCAACCUUUGAUCCAGAUUUUAUACAAUCCAAGUCCACAGCUGCAGCUGGUCUGUGUUCUUGGUGCCUGAACAUUGUUCGCUUCUAUGAAGUUUAUUGUGAUGUUGCACCCAAGCGGCAAGCCUUGGAGGAGGCGAAUGCUGAGCUGGCAGAAGCACAAGCGAAACUCACACUGAUUAAAAACAAGAUUGCAGACCUAAAUGCCAACUUGGCCAAUCUGACUGCUGAAUUUGAAAAGGCCACAGCUGAGAAAAUCAAGUGCCAGCAAGAAGCCGACGCAACUAACAGAGUCAUAUCACUGGCGAACAGGCUGGUUGGCGGAUUAGCAUCAGAAAACGUGCGCUGGGCCGAGUCAGUGGAAAAUUUCCGUGAGCAGGAAAAGACGUUGUGUGGGGAUGUGCUUCUGAUUACUGCGUUUGUUUCCUACGUUGGCUACUUUACCAAAAAAUACAGGACAGAACUGCUGGACAAGUUCUGGACCCCUUACCUUCAUCAGCUAAAGGUGCCGAUUCCCAUCACUCCUGGGCUGGACCCGCUGAGCCUCCUCACGGACGAUGCGGACAUCGCCACUUGGAACAACCAGGGGCUGCCCAGCGACCGCAUGUCCACAGAAAAUGCAACCAUCCUGUGCAAUACCGAGCGCUGGCCACUCAUCAUAGACGCCCAGCUCCAAGGGAUCAAGUGGAUUAAAAACAAGCAUGGAAAUGAGCUGAAAGCCAUCCGGCUUGGGCAGAAAAGCUACCUAGACAUCAUUGAACGGGCCGUUUCUGAAGGAGACACGCUGCUCAUCGAGAACAUUGGCGAGACUGUGGAGCCUGUGCUGGAUCCUCUGCUAGGUCGAAACACCAUCAAAAAAGGAAAGUUCAUUAAAAUAGGAGAUAAGGAGGUGGAGUACCACCCCAACUUCCGCCUCAUUUUGCACACCAAGUACUUCAACCCCCACUACAAACCGGAGAUGCAGGCCCAGUGCACCUUGAUCAACUUUCUGGUCACCAGGGAUGGGCUGGAGGACCAGCUUUUGGCUGCAGUGGUGGCCAAGGAGAGGCCUGACCUGGAGGAACUGAAGGCCACUCUCACAAAGCAACAGAAUGAAUUCAAGAUCAUCCUGAAGGAGCUGGAGGACUCCUUACUGGCGAGGCUUUCUGCUGCAUCAGGAAACUUCCUUGGGGACACCGCCUUGGUGGAAAAUCUGGAGACAACCAAGCGCACGGCUAAUGAGAUAGAAGAAAAGGUGAAAGAAGCUAAAAUCACUGAAGUGCAAAUUAAUGAAGCAAGAGAGAACUACAGGCCAGCUGCAGAAAGGUCAUCCCUGUUGUAUUUUAUACUAAAUGACCUCAACAAAAUCAAUCCCAUCUAUCAGUUCUCCCUGAAGGCCUUCAACGUGGUCUUCGAGAAAGCGAUUCAACGCACUGCGCCAGCCGAUGAUGUGAAGCACAGAGUGAUCAACCUAACUGACGAGAUCACGUAUUCAGUCUACAUGUACACGGCCCGGGGGCUUUUUGAGCGCGACAAGCUUAUUUUUCUAGCCCAGGUUGCCUUUCAGGUUUUGUUGAUGAAAAAAGAAGUAAAUCCAGUGGAACUGGACUUUCUCCUGCGUUUUCCCUUUAAAGCUGGGAUGACAUCUCCAGUAGAUUUCUUAUUAAGUCAAGGAUGGGGUGGAAUUAAGGUACUCUCAGAGAUGGAUGAGUUCAAAAACUUGGACAGUGAUAUUGAAGGCUCUGCUAAACGGUGGAAGAAGUUUGUGGAGUCUGAAACACCUGAGAAGGAAGUAUUCCCCAAAGAAUGGAAGAACAAGACAGCCCUGCAAAAGCUGUGCAUGAUGCGAUGCAUGAGGCCCGAUCGCAUGAGUUAUGCAGUCAAGAACUUUGUGGAAGAAAAGAUGGGGAGUAAAUUUGUGGAAGGCCGAAGUGUUGAAUUUUCCAAGUCAUAUGAAGAAAGCAGCCAGUCUACCCCAAUAUUCUUCAUUCUUUCUCCCGGGGUUGAUCCACUGAAGGAUGUUGAAGCCCUCGGUCAGAAGCUUGGCUUCACCAUCGACAAUGGGAAAAUCCACAACGUGUCCCUAGGACAAGGCCAAGAGGCUGUGGCAGAGCACGCUCUGGAUGUUGCUGCAGUGCAGGGCCACUGGGUUAUCCUUCAGAAUAUCCACCUGGUUGCCAAGUGGCUGAGCACACUGGACAAGAAGGUCGAACGGUACAGCACCGGGAGCCACAACGAUUACCGAGUCUUCAUGAGCGCGGAGCCUGCCCCCAGCCCAGACUCCCACAUCAUCCCUCAGGGCCUCCUGGAAAACGCCAUUAAGAUCACCAACGAGCCUCCGACGGGCAUGCACGCCAACUUGCACAAGGCCCUGGACCUCUUCACACAGGACACCUUGGAAAUGUGCACAAAAGAAAUUGAAUUCAAGUGUAUUCUCUUUGCCCUCUGCUACUUCCAUGCAGUGGUGGCAGAACGGCGGAAGUUUGGAGCUCAGGGGUGGAAUAGGUCUUACCCAUUUAACAAUGGGGACCUCACCAUUUCCAUCAAUGUGCUGUAUAAUUACCUGGAAGCUAAUGUGAAGGUUCCCUGGGAUGACUUGCGGUACCUCUUUGGUGAGAUUAUGUAUGGGGGACACAUCACCGACGACUGGGACCGCAGGCUAUGCCGGACGUACCUGGGUGAAUAUAUCCGUAUGGAGAUGCUAGAAGGAGAAAUGCUCCUGGCACCAGGUUUCCUUAUACCACCCAACUCCGAUUACAAGGGCUAUCACGAAUAUAUCGAUGAAAACCUUCCACCUGAAAGUCCCUACCUGUAUGGGCUUCAUCCUAAUGCAGAGAUUGGUUUCCUCACUGUCACCUCAGAAAAACUUUUCCGCACUGUGCUGGAAAUGCAACCCAAAGAAUCAGAUUCUGGAGGAGGAACUGGAGUGUCCCGAGAGGAAAAGGUAAAGGCUGUGCUAGAUGAGAUCAUGGACAGGCUUCCUGAACCAUUUAAUAUGACAGAAAUCAUGGCUAAGGCUGCUGAGAAAACUCCCUAUGUGGUAGUUGCCAUCCAGGAAUGUGAAAGAAUGAACAUCCUAACCAGUGAAAUUCGACGUUCUCUCAAAGAAUUAAACUUGGGGUUGAAGGGAGAACUGACUAUCACGACAGACAUGGAAGACCUCUCAAAUGCUCUCUAUUAUGAUAAUGUGGCUGACUCCUGGACAAACCGUGCCUAUCCAUCUUUGCUCGGCUUAGCAGCAUGGUAUGCUGAUCUACUGCUCCGGAUCAGGGAACUGGAGGCCUGGACGACAGAUUUUGCCCUCCCUACAACUGUGUGGCUAGCAGGUUUCUUUAACCCUCAGUCUUUCCUCACAGCCAUUAUGCAGUCCAUGGCUAGGAAAAAUGAGUGGCCUCUUGACAGAAUGUGCCUUUCAGUGGAAGUUACCAAGAAGAACCGGGAAGAUAUGACAGCGCCACCUCGAGAGGGCUCCUACGUGCAUGGGCUUUUCAUGGAAGGUGCCCGCUGGGAUGUUCAGACUGGUGUUAUCAGUGACGCACGCCUGAAGGAGCUGACCCCUCCCAUGCCGGUUAUCUUCAUCAGGGCCAUUCCUGUGGAUCGCAUGGAUACCAAGAACAUGUAUGAGUGUCCAGUGUAUAAGACACGUAUGCGAGGCCCCACCUAUGUCUGGACAUUCAACCUGAAGACAAAAGAGAAGCCAGCCAAGUGGAUUCUUGCAGGAGUAGCUCUGCUCUUGCAAGUUUAAAAGCCAGAGUUGACACCCAAGCCCUGACCACCCCAUCA